UGCCAGGUCCAGGCCAGGGGAAAUUUGAUUGAUCGAUAUGGAGCAUUACGUCAGCCAAUGGGGCGGCGUUUGGGCCCCUAAAGGACCCCUAAAUGUAAGGCACAUACCCUGUAACCCUACGGAUGAUGAUUUCUUUCCCCGGAGCUCCAAAUUGGCGAGUCCAGUCUUGCAUCACAACACCAACUCACCAUGGUGGGCUUCAACGAUGCCCCUCUCAUACAGAGCAUCGCUGUCCCAGGUGUCUGUUUGUUGAUCGCCUUUUUGGGAUAUUUUUCUCAAAUCGUAUUCCGAUACUCCACGACGCUCGAACCCGGCCCUCCCACGACGCAGGAAACAGUCACUUUCAACAUUCUCCUCGCGACCCUCUAUUACACAUAUUACCAAGCUGUGACGGUCGAUCCCGGGCGAUAUGUCUUCCAAGACGCGGUCAUCGAAGUCGACGAAAAGAAGCGCUGGUGCAAGAAGUGCGAAGCCCCCAAACCACCGAGGGCACACCACUGCCGGCACUGUGAGAGAUGCGUGCCCAAGAUGGACCAUCACUGCCCCUGGACAAGGAACUGCGUGUCAUUGACGACGUUUCCGCACUUCCUGCGCUUUCUUGUCUACACCAACCUGGCGCUGUGGGUGCUGGGACGCCUGUUGUGGCAUAGAUACUACUCGUUGUGGGAAAAUCGUCAUAUGCCGGCGUACUUGGGCCCCAGUCUCUCCGCCUUAGUAGCCCUGGCGAUCAUUUCGCUCGUCCACUUUGUUGUGACGGUUGCGUUGGGCAUCAUGCUGUUCACAACGUUGAAGAGCUGGGUCUUCAAUCAGACCAUGAUCGAGGGCUGGGAGCAGGAUCGCCACGAGACCAUUGCUGAGCGAGGAGGCCGGGAUUGGUGGGACGUUACAGGCCCGGGUGGCGAGAAGUUCCGUUUCGAAAAGAUCGAGUUUCCCUAUGACAUUGGCUUCUUCAACAAUAUGAGCCAGGCCAUGGGUACCAGCAAUGUGCUCUGGUGGUUCUUCCCCUUUGCCGGCAACCCUGCGGUGGGAAAGAAUGAGCGAGGGGUAGGCUGGGAGUGGGAGGAGAAUGGUUUCAACCGCCAGACAGGCAUGUGGCCACCCCCGGAUCCUGAGAAAAUCAGACGAGCUACUCGCCAGUGGCCAGCUGGCAGGCGAGACUUUGCCGCCGAGCUGAGGGAGGUCGACGAGAGUGCGGAAGCCAGAAAGGAGGCUUUCCGGGAACGACAGGAGGCCGACAGGCGGCGGAAGCAGGCGAUCGUUGCAGAGUUGGAAGAGGACGAGGUAGACGAUGACAGCGGCGGCGACCUAGACGAUGUGCCCUAUGCUGACGAUAGAGCUCCCGGUUGGACAAACUCGGACGGCGAGCGCUUACGAGAUUACGGUGUAGACGAGGACGCCGAGGAAGGGCUGGAUGACGAUGUGCCCCUCGGAGAGUUGCUCAAGCGGCGUAAAGCACAUCGCCAGACCGACGAGCAUUGAUAAUGAUAAUAACGAUAUUGCAUUCAAGAAUUUCCAUCAUCCCACCCACGCCCUUAAUGUCUAUGACUCGUCGGAACGUGAGUCGAUCGCGGACACAGCUUGACCAAGUAACUGCACACGGCACCUCAAUAAUAGGAGGUUGAGCAUUUGCAAAAGAAUAGAAAAACGUUGGAACACGCUGAGGCUUUAUUUGAAUAUACACAACAUCUACCAGUCAUCAUCGUCGUUGUUCUGCUGCCUCUGCAUCGCGUUCUUUCUGGCAAGCAGCGC
This is a messenger RNA of Emericellopsis atlantica, 1749 nucleotides long. RefSeq names its product DHHC palmitoyltransferase-domain-containing protein. The transcript has a single exon. Gene Ontology annotation, cellular component: endoplasmic reticulum membrane. Gene Ontology annotation, molecular function: protein-cysteine S-palmitoyltransferase activity. The record is from RefSeq and is a predicted model, not a curated record. Lineage: Eukaryota; Fungi; Ascomycota; Sordariomycetes; Hypocreales; Bionectriaceae. Bases 190 to 1479 code for a protein of 429 amino acids.